This is a messenger RNA of Aureococcus anophagefferens, 1128 nucleotides long. RefSeq lists its product as hypothetical. NCBI's taxonomy places the organism in Eukaryota, Pelagophyceae, Pelagomonadales, Pelagomonadaceae. The record is from RefSeq and is a predicted model, not a curated record. The transcript has a single exon. Bases 1 to 1128 code for a protein of 375 amino acids.
AUGGGGUACGUGGAAGACGAGACCCGCGAGAAGCAACGGGCGGACCUCCGCGAGCUCGGGGGCACGCUGCGCGAGUUCGCCGAGCUCGAGGCGCGGCGGCGGAACUGGGGCCCGGCCCAGCGGCGCCUGGGCCUAGCCAUGAGCGCCUGGCAGUUCUUCGUCAUCCGGCGGCGCCACGGCCGCUUCCUCGCCAAGGAGCGCGCGCGCCUCCGGGCCCUGGGCCUCGGGCCGCCCGAGGCGCCGCCGCCGGCCGCGUCCGACGACGACGGCGGGGACGACGAGCCCGCGCGCGCGGCGCUGCCGCUGCCGAGCUGGGAGUGGUACACGAGCCUCCGGUCGACGCACGGCUCGUCCUGGGGCCGCGCGCCGCGCCUCUCGCAGUACCCGAGCUGGUCCGGCCCCGCGACGCCCGCGCGGAGGAAGGGCAAGCGGUCGCGCGGCGUCCGGUGGGCGCCGCGGUCGCUGCCGCCCUGGAUGCGGCCCCAGCUCCUCGCCGCCGCGCCGCCGCCCGCCCAGAGCCCCGCGGCGCCGUCCCCGCGGGCGAAGAAGGUGCGGGGCGCGCCGCGGCCGCCCAAGAUCCCCCGGAGCCCGACGACGCCGAAGCGUCCCCGGACCGUGAGCUUCGACGGCGCGCGCGGCCCCGACCCGCCGCCGUCGCCGUCGCGCUUCCCCGCCCUCGAGGCCCGGGCGCCGGCGUCGCCGGACCGCGCGUCGGCGUCGACGGCCCGGGCGCCGGCGUCGCCGGACCGCGCGUCGGCGUCGACGGCCUCCGUGCGGGCGCCGCGCACCGCGUCGACGUCGCUCGGCAGCCCGCUCUCGUCCUACCGGAAGCUCGCGCCGCGCGUGGGCCGCGACGACCCCGACGGCGACUUCAAGGACCUCGCCCACGACAAGUUCGCCGUCUACGCCCUGACCUGGCCGCCGAAGCGCGCCGCGGGCUUCCACCGGGCCGGGCGCAAGGCCUUCGGCGCCGCGGCGAACCGCGUCAACAACCGGAAGACGAUCCUCGCGGCCGGCUCCUUCUCGACGGUGGAGUACGUCACGAAGACGUCCACGUCGCCGCGGGGCCGCGAGGCGCGCGUCACGCUCAAGCCCGCCGACGACUUCGACCGCGUCGUCGCCGCGUGA